Molecule: messenger RNA, 545 nt
Organism: Salvia hispanica
Lineage: Eukaryota; Viridiplantae; Streptophyta; Magnoliopsida; Lamiales; Lamiaceae
Product: large ribosomal subunit protein eL29z-like
Biological process (GO): cytoplasmic translation
Cellular component (GO): cytosolic large ribosomal subunit; ribosome
Molecular function (GO): structural constituent of ribosome
Source: RefSeq, a predicted model, not a curated record
UAUUGAGCCCAAUACCUCAAUCACAAAUGGGCCGCAUUUCCGUCGUCGUUUUAGCUGGACUCCCAUAGCUAGGGUUUUGAAAACCUUCUUAUAAAACAAACCAAAAUUCACAAAUCCACCCCGUCGCAUUUCCUUCAGCCAGUGUUUUUCUGAACUCAUAGGAGAAGAGAAAUGGCCAAGUCGAAGAAUCACACCGCCCACAACCAGUCGCACAAGGCCCACAGGAACGGAAUCAAGAAGCCCAAGCGUCACCCCCACACCUCCACCAAAGGGAUGGAUCCUAAGUUCUUGAGAAACCAGAGGUAUGCGAAGAAGCACAACAAGAAGAGCGGCGAGGCCGCCAGCGGGGAAGAAUAGAUUCUUCGAAUUACGUAUUUACCCUAAUCCCAUCUUAGUCAUUUUGUAUGGGCAAAAAUGAUGAUUUUUGGGGAUCAGGGAUUAGGGUUUUUAAUAUCUGUUUUAGGAUUUUUGAUAUGGCGUUGUAUUGGAUUAUAUAGUGUUAUUUCACCUCUUUUUUUGAUAUGAAGUUAUCAGAUAUUUGAAUU